This is a messenger RNA of Bufo bufo (common toad), 1373 nucleotides long. It is a transcript of the gene FAM81B, whose product is annotated as family with sequence similarity 81 member B. The coding region runs from base 84 to 1187 and encodes 367 amino acids. The record is from RefSeq and is a predicted model, not a curated record. Lineage: Eukaryota; Metazoa; Chordata; Amphibia; Anura; Bufonidae. The transcript has 9 exons.
GAAAGCUGAUGCCAAGCCUGGGUGAGAGCAUGCCAGAGCUGUCACCUGCACAGACAUACAGAUAAAAUUUCAGGAAAAGUAAAAUGUCAAGAGAAAACUUUGUGCAGCUUGUCCCCUUCUCUGACAGGGAGAAGUCUUUCUUGCCUGCAAUUCCGGGGCAUCGAGUGGAGUUAUUAGAAGACAGAUUAGUAAAUCAAGAAAAGACCACUACUAUUCUCCUAGAUCAAGCCUUCAAGAUAAAAGAAGAUGUAUCCAUGCUGCGAGGAAACCGUGGUCAGAACUGGGACUUAAUGGCCCAACGCUUGCUUGAAAAUCACAUGCAGACAGUCAUACAAAUAGUCAAGCAACUGGGCAAAGAUAUUGAGGUUUUGGAAAAUGAGAUAAGAACUAGAGAUACAGUCAGCUCAGGAACAAGCUUCGCAGUACAAAGCUUGGACAGGAAACACCUAGCUGGAAUUGGUGAUCUGCGAGGUCGUGUGGCCAGAUGUGAUGCCAGUAUAACAAAAUUAUCAGGAGAGCUAAUAACCACUAAAAAGGAGCUGCAUACGCAGGAGAAAGAGUUUCACAAUAUAAGUGCUGCACUGGAGGCACAUAUGAAGGAGCUCGACUUUAAGGUGAUGCAGCUAAUAGGAAAAAUUGAAACUUCUAUUUCUGAACAGAAUAACAAAGUGAAGAGUGCCCAGGGGGAACAACGCCAUGAGAUCCAGCUUCUAGAUUUCAAACUUGGUGGCUUACUAGAGGAGAUUCAAGGACAAAUCCAAAAUCAACGAAAGUGGGCUGAAUCCCAGCUAGGAAGAACAGCUGAUGAGCAGACCCAGCACAUACAACAACUCAUUAAUGCUCUGAGAGACAGGAUGGACACAACAGAAAAGAGACUACAGGAGAAUGUACAUCACCUGACUCUGAAAGUAGACAACACCAACCACACACUAAGACUGGAAGCCAAGUUCAGCAAGCUGAAGCACGCAGAGGACAAAAUGGCUGCCAGAAUCUCAAAAUUUGAAAGCCAAAUCUGGGAUGAGAUUGAGAAUAUGAAAAGUGAAUAUAGAGCAGGUUUCCAGGCUAUACAGGAGUCUCUGAAUUCUCUUCAACAAAUCCAAGAGACAAAAGUGAAACUAGAAGGUAGAAAAUUCCAGAAAGACAUAAAGCAAAUACGACGGAAAAUUGUGGAACUGAAAGAUAUAUAAGAUGCUCUUGGCAAUGGUCCUGAUGCAGUUCCUACUUGAUGUGCAACGUUCGUCUCAGCUUAGUAUUUAUCCCUUUAAAAAAUUACAGAAAUUCCUGGCAGUGUUACGAGUUCAUUAGUGGAAUGUAAUGAAUGCCUGCACCAGAAUCUAGAAGAUAUAAGACAAUAAGGAAUAACUGUAAGGAUU